This is a messenger RNA of Ostrinia furnacalis (Asian corn borer), 3858 nucleotides long. Its product is annotated as palmitoyltransferase ZDHHC3. The record is from RefSeq and is a predicted model, not a curated record. Lineage: Eukaryota; Metazoa; Arthropoda; Insecta; Lepidoptera; Crambidae. The transcript is spliced from 7 exons. Gene Ontology annotation, molecular function: palmitoyltransferase activity. The coding region runs from base 273 to 1199 and encodes 308 amino acids.
GUUUUAUUGAUUUUGAAGAAUUAUACGUUUGUGUAAAAACCUUAUCUUCAAUUAGUUUGAUUUUCAACGUAUAUUCAAGAGGUUUAUGUUAAUUAAUUUGCAAACAUCUUUGUUUCCACUGAGCUAUGACAUUUUGGAGAAAUCUGUUUUAUCAUAGUAUCUGACCCCCGCUUAAAAGACUAAAGUAGCCGAAUGAUUUGCCGAAUAACAAGAAAUUAAAAUCUGUAUGGUGAAUUGGUAGCUGAUUACUACGAGGAGUGAAAUAAAAAUCAAUGAAUCGAGAAUUCUAUGACAGUUCUGAUGACGAUGACAUGGAAAGUCAGUAUCAAGUAGAUCCAGAAUGUUUAGUGCUCACCAGGCCAGAUAAAGACAUGCACAACAGGUGCUGUGGUGGUAAAGCAUGGUGUAUAAAGGAUAUCUGUGGUAUAAUAUGUGCUGUGUUAACAUGGCUCUUGAUCCUGUACGCAGAGUUUGUGGUGAUGAUGGUCAUGUUACUGCCCGGCCUCUCAAGUUAUCCCAUAUAUGGAUAUGUUAAUAUUUUCAUAUUCCAAUGUUUGGCGUUCUUAGCUUUUGCAUCACAUCUCAGGACCAUGUUCACAGACCCUGGUGCAGUUCCAAAAGGCAAUGCAACGAAAGAAAUGAUCAAGCAAAUGAGUUUCCGUGAAGGUCAAGUUAUAUUCAAAUGCACAAAAUGCUGUAGCAUCAAGCCAGAGCGUGCACAUCACUGUUCGGUAUGUCAGCGAUGCAUCAGGAAGAUGGACCACCACUGUCCGUGGGUCAACAACUGUGUUGGAGAGAACAAUCAAAAAUAUUUUGUUCUGUUUACAUUUUAUAUUGCGGCAAUUUCGGUACAUUCCUUGACGCUGUCAGUAUACCAAUUCGUGACGUGCAUCCGACAUGAGUGGCGAGACUGUAGCACAUACUCCCCGCCUGCCACCGUUGUGUUACUUCUGUUCCUCAUUGCGGAAGCCCUGUUAUUCGCGAUCUUCACAGCGGUCAUGCUUGGGACGCAGUUGCAUGCUAUAUGGAAUGAUGAAACUGGAAUUGAACAACUAAAAAAGGAACAAGCGCGAUGGGUCCGCAAGUCAAGAUGGAAGAGUAUACAAUCAGUUUUCGGACGCUUCUCAAUCCUCUGGUUUUCACCCUUCACCCAGCCUUCGCCCAAAACUAAGCUGGAGAGCUACUUAUACAGUGUAUAAUUUGUGUAAGUAAACGUGUCACUCUGUGUACUUGUUGCACAUGCACACAAUUAUUGGAGCGUUCUCAUUCGCUGCGUGUACAGGCUUCAUUUGGCCUUCAUUUUUAUGCAUUAUAAUGUAUUUUUCAUAUCAAAAAAUUGGCUAAAACUACGCCAAUGUAAGCAAUACAAUUUAUUUAACUUUUAAUGUACUAUUGUAUCAUCAUUUUGCUAUGUGAUUUUUAAUAUAAAUAUUGGCAUAAGAUUUAAUUUUAUAUUAUUACAAAAUGUUUUCUAAUAUACACAAAUGACUGAUAUCGAAAUUAAUGUGAGAACAAUCUAAUAAUAGGGAACCAAACAACUGCAUUUACUUUAUUUGUUACAAAUAUCAAUCACAAAUUGGUUAUAUGAAAAGUGUAAUUUUAUUUAUUAAUAAUUUGGGUAGGGCGACAUCGUAAAGAUAAUUAAGUAAGGUCGUAUAUUGUGCCUCGAGACACUGCCGUCUGUGAGUUUUAGGAGGUGUAAUCACCGAAUUCAUAAAUACCUGAUUUUAGAGUAUAUAAGACAGAAUUGAUACAAAUAGUAUGUUGAGAUAUCUAAAACCAUCCUUAUUUCCUUAAAGUCUUACACCUACUAAACUAACAGAUUCAUUGUUAAGAAAUAAGCAACAUCACACUACCAUAAAGUAUUAAAAUGAUCUAUAGCUGCUGUUUCGUUUGGACAUAUAGAAACUCCAUUGGUUUAUUUGUUGCGAUUUCAAUAUUGAGCCCUAAAGUCCGUGUAUAUCUGCUGAUUUUGAUACUCCUAAACAGGAUCUUGUAGAUUUGGCUUACAAGGCCUGUUUGCUAAUAAGUCCUAUCAAGUUCUUUGACGAAUGACCAUGUGUAAAAUUAUUACCUUACUAUCCUGAACUUAAGAUCUGAUAGUUACAUGCCCUAAUGGGGCCUAAUGAAAUAAUUAAUUAUGCAAUGUGUAAUCUUGUUUUAAUAAUGAGUACGAUUAUAACGAGUGACACAGGUAUUUCGCUUCGUUAGAAACCAGUCAGUACUCUGGCUACUUUUAUGAAUGCAUGUUAUUUUAUAUUCUAAAUAAAAUUAAAAUGUAUUUUCAACUUAACGAUUACUCCGCACGCAAGUUAGAAUAGAACUAUGUACUUUCUUUGUGUCCACACGAGCGUUGUAUAGUUUCUGUAUAUAUUUGUUUCAGUGGCACCUGUAGCCUAAAGCAUUAGUAUAUGGGAAGUGUCAUUAGAUCCAUCGUCAUCUUCUGAGUAGUCGUAGGCUGUAUUAAAAUAACAAAAAUGUCCACAAUGGGGUUUAAUUGUUUAGCAUAUUCGUAUUGUUAUACACAUUUAACCAAUGUUAAUAAAGUAGGUAAUACCGAGAGAGAUCAACAUUUUGUUAACGGUAUUGUGCUAAUAAAAGUUCAAAUUACAGUAUAGUAAUUAUUUAAUGUUUACGAAAAAUAUAUUGCUUAAUAGGGAUGAUGUAGCAAUUUUAUUUUGAAGUUAAAGGGUAAUGCCGUUUUUAAUUAUACAAUGCAAUAUAGCAAAUACGAGAUAGUAAGUAAAAUUUGGUAAUAAACGAAGCACACGCGACUGUUCUAAUGCUGAGUUUUCACUAAUGCUGUGCGAAGAAGUACAGCGCAUCUGCUAAUUAAGUUAAAAAGCCAUAAUUCUUCUUACCAAAGCUGCGCAAUAACUGAUGGUUCAAUACUAUAAAAAAAUAUUUGCCUCGCAAUCCACACAAAAAUAUCUUGCAUAUUUUACGAGUAAUACCUAUAAACGUUUAGGCAAAAUGACAAUGUCCAAUGUGUAUCAAUCGUAUCAUAUUACUAGUUUGCAAUGUAUUUGACUGUAAUAACAAAUAUUUUCUCCGCAUAAAAUGUUUUAUAUGAUUAAAAAUGGCUUACCCAAGAGCUGAUCAAACGAGGAACUUCAUACUGGCAAAUAUUGUAUAGAGUAAGUAAUAAUAAUAACCCCUUACGAUAGUUAUAGCCUUAAUAAAUCAUACUUCUUGAGAUAUGAUCAACUUAUUAUCGAGUUUCCAAGCAAUAGUAAUAUAAAUAUGUCGUCAUAACAUAAGUAAUAGUCAUAGAUACCUAAUUAUUGAUUUUGGUCAGCUCUUCGAAUACAAACGUCACACGUUAUUUAGGUAUUACGCGAUUAGGUCUAAAAUAGGACCAAUUUUAUGCUUUGGUAUAAUAAUCAUAAUUUUCUGAUUCCGUUAUCAACUUUCCCCUUAAGUGUUGUUUUUAUUUUACAUACCGGUCGAUUCGAAACUACAUUAAUCUUCCAUUUACGUUCAUAGUAAAAUAUUCAAAAUAGUUGCCUUGACAAUUCCAUUAUGCAUGAUAUAAGGGAAUAAUAUAGAAUGUUAGUAUUGUUUAAGUUUCUGUAUCGAUAAUCAAGAGUCCAGUGGGCGAUGUUUUACAUAUUAUAAGUAAAUUCGAUUGAUUUUAUUGUUUGAAUAGAGAACGGUGGUUCCAAAACUGGGAGGCGUGAUUUUAAAGAAUUAGAUUCCAAUUUCGUACACAAAUGCGUAGAUAGUGUACGCGCAAUCAUGUGCGAUUCCGUAUACGAAUUAGAUUCCUAAUAAAGCCUGGUCCGUGAGCACGUAGAAUUUUGUCCAAUGACCCCAAGCUACCCAUCCUUAUCGCUCGCGCGUAAUUAUAUUGCUGUC